Molecule: messenger RNA, 1744 nt
Organism: Bombus impatiens (common eastern bumble bee)
Lineage: Eukaryota; Metazoa; Arthropoda; Insecta; Hymenoptera; Apidae
Product: small glutamine-rich tetratricopeptide repeat-containing protein alpha
Exons: 4
Coding region: 402-1301 (299 amino acids)
Biological process (GO): post-translational protein targeting to endoplasmic reticulum membrane
Cellular component (GO): membrane; TRC complex
Molecular function (GO): protein binding; molecular adaptor activity
Source: RefSeq, a predicted model, not a curated record
UAGCAUUUAAUAUGUAUACGAUUUUAUUUUAUUGCUCUGGUUUGAGACACCUAUAAUAUUUUCAUCUAAAAAGACAUUUAGUGUUAAUCGAAUUGCGCCAGCGCGAUUCAGACGAAAGUAUUGGACUUUAAUUCGUUCGUUUCUACAAAAGAGAUUUAAAGAACAACCAAUGGCAUAAAAAUUAUCACACGGAAAUAGAAGUAAUUAAAUCAAUUAAAUAGCAAAAAUUUUCAGAACAGCCGUAAUAAUAUUGCACGACGAAUUCUGUGACUGUCGUAAUAUUAAGUGUUAAGGUUUCAGUUUUUCACAAAGUGGAAGCCAUCGAAACACAUUGCCUGUUCUUCAUUGUUGCUGUGUGGCACUAUACUUAAAGUUUUAAGAGCAGUUCCUUAAAGGCAGUAAUGGCUGUCAAAGGGCUGGUAGCAGCAAUUGUUCAAUUCUUAACCCAACAAUUAGAAGAAGGUGAUAUUACAGCAGAUUCUCGAGAGAGCCUUGAAGUAGCAAUACAGUGUUUAGAAAGUGCUUAUAAUGUACAAGCAUCUGAUACUCCAACAAAUUUUAACUUAUACGAAAUAUACAAGUCUUCCAUCGAAAAUGCAAAGCCCAAUUUAGCUCCAGAAGCUACUCCAGAAGCAAAAAUCGAAGCUGAAAGAUUAAAAAAUGAAGGAAAUACUCUUAUGAAAGCUGAAAAACAUCACGAAGCUCUUACUAAUUAUACAAAAGCAAUUCAAUUAGAUGGUCGUAAUGCAGUAUAUUAUUGUAACCGUGCUGCAGCAUAUAGUAAAAUUGGCAAUUAUCAACAAGCAAUUAAAGAUUGCCAUACUGCAUUAUCCAUUGAUCCUUCGUAUAGUAAAGCAUAUGGACGAUUAGGUUUAGCAUAUUCUAGUCUCCAAAGACAUAAAGAAGCUAAGGAAAGUUAUCAAAAAGCUUUGGAGAUGGAACCUGACAAUGAAAGUUAUAAAAAUAAUUUACAAGUAGCAGAAGAAAAAUUAACUCAGCCAAGCAUGAGCAAUAUGUCAUUAAGUGGAGGUACAUUGCCAGGCAUGGAUCUCAGUUCACUCCUAAGUAACCCUGCUCUUAUGAACAUGGCCCGUCAAAUGUUAUCUAAUCCAACACUUCAAAACAUGGUGAGCAAUUUUAUGAGCGGUCAAGUAGAACAAGGAGGACAUAUGGAUGCUCUUAUAGAAGCUGGUCAACAUUUUGCUCAACAAUUACAAAAUGCGAAUCCUGAAUUAAUUGAAUCCUUAAGAAGGCAAAUGGGAGGAAAUCCAAAUGAUCCAGAUCCACCACAACAAAAUUAAGAAAUCUAUGAUUAUGAUAUAUUUUAAAAAUUCCACAUAAAAUGAAAAUAACUAAAUUUAAUUGGAACACAUACAUAGUCACAGAACAGUGUGUAUCAUUUUUAAUAUGAAAAUGUGAAAAAUGAUGACUAAGAUUAACUUACAUUACCACUAUCUUAAAAUGAUAUUCAUAUACAUAUACUAUACAAAUUUUCCUAUGACUGAAUUAUUGAACAGAACAUGAUAAUUUGUUUUUUGGGUGUGUGCUGAUGAUGUUUGAUAUGUGAAGAUUAAAUAAUAAAUGUUAGAAUAUAGUGAAUAUUUCAUGAAUGAGAUAGAUAUUCCAACAUGUACUGUGUUGCUUUCUAUGUCUUACAACAUCGCUUUGAAUCUAUUCUAACCAAUUUGUAUAGUACAAUACAUUUUCUUACUUACCGUAAAAAUAAUUUCUGUUUGAUAAAUUA